Molecule: messenger RNA, 540 nt
Organism: Prunus armeniaca (apricot)
Lineage: Eukaryota; Viridiplantae; Streptophyta; Magnoliopsida; Rosales; Rosaceae
Source: the annotation of a GenBank genome assembly
AUGGGAAUCGAUAGCAAUCAACCUACAAUUCCUAAAAAACAUAUGGGAACCACUUCAGGACCACAGUUCCUAUUGGAGGAUGGAUUACCAUACGGUAUGCCAAGUAGAGCAAGCCCAGCGCUGCACCCUAGCACCCCCUUCGGUAAUCCUCCAGUGCUUCAGACCACGGUCGAAGCAGAGCUUCUGGCUCAAAUGACUUCCCUUCUGAGGGAAAUGGCUAAGCUCCAAGAACAUAACAAUCUCCUCUCGUCCAAAGUAGACGAAACCCAGCGGUUGCUUAACCAGCAGGAAACACAGAGCAUUCAGGCUACUGAGUCUUCCCAGAGUCUGCAAACCCCCGGUCGGCAGAAGAGGGAAAGAGGGGGGCAAAGGCAACGCCUACGCCUUCCAAACAGUUGGUGGUCCCAGCUCCACAAGACCAACCUCACGUGCCGAAGAAGGUGUACACCGAUUGUCGUCAUCGGAUCAACGACAAGAAGGAUGCCGAACGGCAUAGGUCCCCAAUCAGGGUUAGUGCCCGCCUGCGGGACUCACGGAUGA